Messenger RNA from Ahaetulla prasina, 1568 nucleotides. RefSeq names its product exosome component 3 (gene EXOSC3). Gene Ontology annotation, molecular function: RNA binding. NCBI's taxonomy places the organism in Eukaryota, Metazoa, Chordata, Lepidosauria, Squamata, Colubridae. The transcript is spliced from 4 exons. The record is from RefSeq and is a predicted model, not a curated record. Gene Ontology annotation, biological process: U4 snRNA 3'-end processing; nuclear polyadenylation-dependent rRNA catabolic process; CUT catabolic process. Gene Ontology annotation, cellular component: cytoplasmic exosome (RNase complex); nuclear exosome (RNase complex). Bases 219 to 1142 code for a protein of 307 amino acids.
UGCUUAUUUGCUCAGAGAUGCUCAGCACAAAAGGAAUUGUCUGGCCAGCGUUGAAUUUAGAAAUUAUCUUAAUCCACGUCUGCUGAUGUUUGAUGCUCUUUGCACUCUUAGAAGGGAUAAACACCCCUCUCCGAAGGGUUGCUUAAUCUCUCCAACCAGAUAAAAGCAAGAGGACGCCAAGUUUGCAGGGCUUCGUUUUUGUUAUUGCAACCCGAAAGAUGCAGGGCUUCAUUUGCGCAUGCGCAAGGAUCCAAGCUCGAGCGCUCGGUAAACCGCCUAGCGGCGGGGAUGUUCCUUCUGCGCAGGCGCAAGGCGGCAAACCGAAGGCCCGUUUUUCUGAAAUUAUGGCGGGUCCCGCCGCUUGCUUGGCCGAGACGCGGGUGGGGCAGGUGGUAAUGCCGGGGGAAGCGUUGAUCUUGCCCGGCCAGGGCGAAGCGGACGGCGAGCGGCUGCGUCUGACUACGAGCGGGCCGCAGAAGGGGCGGCUGAUUUGCGGGCCCGGGUUGAGACGCGGCGCCGACGGCCUGCUAGUCACCAAAUGCGGCCUGUUGCGCUACCGCGGCCAUUCCGCCCAGACCGGAAGUGGGAGCGGAAGUAGUUCCGGGGGAACCUAUUGGGUGGACUCACAACAGAAGCGGUAUGUCCCAGUGAAGGGAGAUCACGUGAUCGGCAUAGUGACGGCCAAAGCUGGGGACAUAUUCAAACUGGAUGUUGGAGGCAGCGAGCAUGCCUCUCUCUCUUACUUGGCGUUUGAAGGAGCCACCAAAAGGAACAGGCCGAAUGUGCAGGUGGGUGACCUUAUUUAUGGCCAAUUUAUCGUGGCCAAUAAAGAUAUGGAACCCGAGAUGGUCUGCAUAGACAGCAGCAGCCGGGCGAACGGCAUGGGAAUCAUAGGACAGGAUGGCUUUUUAUUCAAGGUCUCGCUAGGCCUGAUAAGAAAACUCUUGGCUCCAGAUUGUGAAAUCAUGUCGGAUUUGGGACAGCUUUAUCCUUUUGAGCUAGUGUUAGGAAUGAAUGGAAGAAUCUGGGUAAAAGCCAAAACAAUUCAACAGACUUUAAUAAUAGCAAAUGUUCUGGAGGCUUGUGAGCACAUGACAGCUGAACAGAGGAAAUGUGUAAUUGUAAAAUUGUUAGAAAACUAACUAUUUAGUUUAGGGGAGAGGAUGAGGAUAAUGAUGCGUGAUAAAUUUCCAGAGAGAGAAAGAGAGAAUGCUGCAUAUUUAAAUAUUUUAUAGAUAUAAGAUAAAUACAAACUAGAGCUGUUAAUUCUGUGUAUUUUUGGGGGUUGUUGUUUCUUGUACUGUUUAUUUUUCAAAUGGGAAGUUCUGUAGUUAGUAGUGGACUUUUUGUAAAGAUUCCCAAACUGCAGUCCUGUAAAUGUUGGUUGAAGAUUUAAAAAAGGAAAUACUUGCUAUUUUUUAACUUGAUCUUCAUUUCAUUUUAUUUGCAAAUAUGUACAGACUUUUUCACGAGGAAUUUUUUAAUUCACUGAGAUGUAUGUACAUGCAUCAUGGGCAUAAGACUGAGUUGGAUUUUUAUUCUGAAAACUGGAUGCUGAAAAAACGAAA